GACGCUUUGCGCUUGUCUGCACAGCUGAAAACUGCAGGCAUUCCAGUCGUAGCUUUUUCUUUCUGGCUCGAGAGCAUCUCCCCGCGUGUGCGGGACAGCGCCAUAUCCAAGGCGAUGGCUCUUAAUCGACGACCGGACGAUUGGGCAGAGGUUCCUGCGUCGGCUCCUGAGGCGUACUGGAUCGACAAGCAUCGAGAACUCGACCUGGCGCAGUUCGGCCGGCGAAACAGGAGCCUCUGUGCUCUCCGUCACUCCGCCAUGGCACCAAAGGCGCGGCUGCCCGAUGCGGCCACCGCCUUUCAAGACACGAAUCGCGCCCUGAAGAUCCGGAAGCAUUGGCUGCACUUGAUCUUGACCGGAGAGAAAGUCAUAGAAGUACGAGGGAGCAAAUGCGCUCACCUCGGAAGAGUGACUCUGAUGGAGACCGGCUCUCUCUUGCUUCGUGCUCGAGUGACGAUCACGGAGUCUCACCGUAUGACGGACGCAGAGAUCCAGGAACAUCACGAAGCAGUUUCGGCACUGAACUAUUCCCAGUACUGGGCUUGGUCUCUGGCCGAUGUGGAAGUUUUGCAGCCACCGAUUGCGGUGCCGUCCAUCGUCGCCCGCGGCUCCGUGACUUGGAUGCGCCGCGAGCGCUGGGAAGCUUGGGACGCAGGACAACUGGGGGAGCAGACGCUGCCGCAAUAUUUCCAUAGAUCUGGACGGUCGCGAAGCCCACCACCUGCGACUGCGGACGUGGAGAACAUCGACUGA
Molecule: messenger RNA, 753 nt
Organism: Symbiodinium necroappetens
Lineage: Eukaryota; Dinophyceae; Suessiales; Symbiodiniaceae
Source: the annotation of a GenBank genome assembly